Molecule: messenger RNA, 2097 nt
Organism: Orbilia oligospora ATCC 24927
Lineage: Eukaryota; Fungi; Ascomycota; Orbiliomycetes; Orbiliales; Orbiliaceae
Exons: 1
Coding region: 1-2097 (698 amino acids)
Molecular function (GO): protein binding
Source: RefSeq, a predicted model, not a curated record
AUGAUGCGUCAGUUCCGGAAACUCCUCGGCUGGAAACAGAAGAAACCUCGGAAGAAUGUCGUUCCCGAUACCAAAGACCGACGUUCAGUGUCCCUCGGGUCUAUGAGAAAAGCUUCAACUAUCAGUAUGGCCAUAUCUUCGUUAGGGUUCUCGGUUCAGUUCAACCAGUCAGAGUCACAACUACCCGAUUCGAGGUGUACAGAACCUCUCCAUCAGACGGAAUCCGAUACCCAGGGUAAUUCUAAAAUGGCUAAUUCGUCAUCCGGAACCCCUAGCCACCAUGGCACCGGUCAUGCGAAGAAACGUUCAACGACCUCCUCCCCACCAGACGAAACCGCUGCUGGUGUACCUCCAAGAUUACCUGAAACGAAUGAUGUGGACUUCAGAAUCCAGCGAUCCUUAACCAUCGAUGUUAUGCCACGAGUGGACGAGGGUCAUGAAGAUGUGGAGUCAGUAUUCAUGCGAGACUACGAUGAUGAAAUGGAGACCUUACAAGCGCAGCUACGGGAGGAAAUGCCACUCAAGAGCUCAAAGUCUGUGAUGAUGGAAGAUGUCUCUUUCGAAGAAGAAGAAUCAAAUCUUCAGGCUUCGACGGUUCCAGCUGAAUCUUCCGUACCUAUAGAAGCAAGGAUAUCAACUAACACGCAAGCUCCACCGACGGAAUGGCAACCCACCGCCACUCUUCUAUCACUCCCACCGGAACUUGUUCUCGAAAUUUCCAAAUACCUCCCUUUCUGCUCCCACACCGCCCUCUAUGACACCUGUUCCCGGCUCAACCACGUAAUCCGAGAUAAUAAUUCAGCCUACUACGAGCGGGAACUCGCCAAAGCAGGUGCAAAUCCACGGGCCGACUCACUUCUCACACGGUCAAUAUUCGCUUUCCAAUACCUUAACCGACCUUCCCAGACUCCAGAAUUUCACCCCGAAUUCUCCAUCAACUCUAGUUUCGGAUAUAUUCGCUACUUGAAGGCUCAAUCUCAGGUCGUCAAGGAUAUUGCAGAUAUCCUGCAGUCGGAUGUCUACAAAUCCUUUCUCCUUUCAGAGGAAGGUCGGAAACAGCUCCGAUUAACCGCUCACGGAAACCAUGAGCCAGAAGAUUUGAGUCAUCGGGAUGAUGUGGAUCGAGACUUGAUGCACUUAUGGGAGUUUGUAAACUACUCUUUAGACAAGCUGGUCAGGAGUGAAGUACCGAUGUACUACCCAAAUGGAGAGCAAAAGGCAUACUAUGACGCCACGAUGCCAUUUCCUCUAUUGUCCGCUGCAGAUGACGCCAAAGCUGAACAAUUGAAGAAAAGCAUAUCAAAACUCGCCAAGGACAGCCACUUUCCACACGACCAAUUCCUAGUCUGGGAGAGGAAGCGCCUCAGGGACCUUCGGAACGAAUACUGGAAGGAAGAUACUGAUAACCUAAGUAAAGUCGAAAGCAAGGAUAUGAGGUGGAUACUCGAGGUUGUGAAGGCGAUAUUCGUCGGAGUGGUUUUCAAGCCAUUCAUCGAGGGUCCCCGCGAAAAGAGCAAGGCCAUUAUGGAGCUCAAGGCGAAGGCACUGAGAAAAGCUAGUAGGAAUGCGACACCAGCUUCGCCUCGAGACAGUCAAGUUGCCGAAGGCGAGGAGAAGCAAAACGGCUGGCUAUCAAACAAUCAGGAUUGGCCUGGAGCAUCAAGUACGGAUUCACUAUCGCCGGGCGAUACGAUGAGCGAAGAAUGGCAGGCCCCGCCGUACAGCCUCACUUAUACCGAGCAGGAGGUUCGAGCAUAUGUAGCCUAUCUAAUGGCUACGGGAGGCAUGAAGCUGCUCUUAACGGUGCUGAGGGCUGCAGUUACCCAUGGUGGGGUUCUGACACCAGAGAGGCUGGAGGUCGUUCUUGCGCAGUGGGACACAUCGCGAGGGAAUGAAGAAGUCGAGAACAGCGAAUUUAUGAGGGAAUUCGACGCAGAUAAGGCCCGAGAACGGGAGCUGGAGAGGAGCCCAGACAGAUCCGAAUUCUCGUAUUUGUGGAAGCCAACGAAGGUCGAAAGGAUCUGGGAAAGAGAUUGCAAGCGCGGCGGAUGGAGUAAUUGGGAAGGGUGGGUUGCAGAAUACUAUCUAAUCGCUUAA